AUGACUUCUGUUGCGCGCUUAGCCUGUCGGUCAAGACUGGUCCUACCUGUCUCUCAGCGCUGUGGUAUCCACACGACUGCGGUGGCGCGUAGUGAAGCUACAUCAACUGUUGGCGCUGUUCAGGUCCAAAAGAAACCAGUUGGAGGUUUCCGUGGAGGAAUUGUUGGUUUUUUGUUUGGAUUCUCUCUGGCAUCCUCCUUUGCCGCAUACCACCUACUUGAUGAAUAUCAGAAAGCCUCAGCCGCGCUCCAGGCUAGCGUUGAAGAGCUCAAGCUCAGCACCGAGAAGGUCACUGCCCAUGUUCGAAGGAUAGAAUCUGUGGAAAAGGACUUGAAGGCAUUGGCUGAUGCCUCCGCUACUAAAGAAGACAUUUCUAGGGUGCGAACCGAAGUCAAAAAGUUAUACGAUGGACUCCAUGUUGAAUUUUUGGACCUAAGAGCACAUGUAUGGGGUAUCCAACAAGAUCUGCAGAAACUGUCCCAGAAAGAAUCAACCGCAGUGCGGAUUUGA
This is a messenger RNA of Psilocybe cubensis, 510 nucleotides long. RefSeq lists its product as uncharacterized. The transcript has 5 exons. The coding region runs from base 1 to 510 and encodes 169 amino acids. Lineage: Eukaryota; Fungi; Basidiomycota; Agaricomycetes; Agaricales; Agrocybaceae. The record is from RefSeq and is a predicted model, not a curated record.